UUGCCAAUGUGUGUUGUGAUUUGAGUUAUAAUAAUACAAAAUACAGCAAUGGGACCAAUUAUCCAGAUUGAUAAUGGUAAAUUGGAAGGUAUUCAAUGUGAUGAUAAUACGUUCAUGUUCAGAGGUAUUCCUUACGCAAAGCCCCCAAUUGACCAAUUGAGAUUUUCUGACCCCUUACCACCAUAGUCAUGGGAAGGAAUACGAGAUGCUACCAAACCGUGCAACACUUGUAUACAAAUGGAUACUUUCACUGGUUCGAGAAAAAUAACUGGGAACGAGGACUGCUUGUAUUUGAACGUGUAUACUCCUGAACUUCCUUCCAAGGUUUCAUCUCCACGACCGGUUAUGGUAUAUAUACAUGGAGGAGGUUUCGCUCAAGGAAAUGGAACAGAUCAUGAUCAGGUCAAUUUACACGGAAAUUUCGUAGAAAGGGGCAUAGUCGUUGUAUCUUUAAAUUAUAGACUUGGAGUUCUAGGAUUCUUGAGUCUGGACCUUAAAGAAGCAUCAGGAAAUAUGGGAUUAAAAGAUCAAUGUCUUGCACUCAAGUGGGUUAAAAAAAAUAUAAAUAAAUUUGGUGGUAACCCCAAUGACGUAACUAUUUAUGGAAUAAGCGCCGGGGCUGCAUCGGUGGAAUAUCAAAUGGUUUCACCAAUGUCUAGAGGGCUUUUCCAUAAAGCAAUUGCUCAAUCUGGUUCAUCAAUGUCACCGUGGUCUCAAAAUAAUAUAGUGAAAAAAAUGAGUCGUAAAAUUUCUCAUUUGAAGGGCAAAAACUUUUCAGACGAUGCUGCGAUGGUACAAUACUUAAAAGGAAUGCCUAUCGAAGAUUUGAUUACUACAGCAGAAGAAGUAUUUGCUACCGAAGAGAAGCUUGAUGGUUUUCUGUUCGGAUUCUGUCCGUGUAUAGAGAAACCAAACGGAUGGCAAGCGUUUUUAGAAGAAUCAGAAUAUGAACUGCUCAAGCGAGGCGACUUCGCUAAUGUGCCAUAUAUGGCCUCCUUCUGCUCGCGUGAGGGUGCCGUUAUAGCAGGCGUUGCUCCAAAAACAUUGAAAACUAUAGUGACUGACAAGAAUUUCGGGGAUCUUUUGAAAACAUAUUUUCCAAUGAACGAACUCACGGCCGCCGAAUAUAACGCCAAAUUUAAAUCAGUUUAUUUGUCACUAAACGCAAGUUCCGAGCCCGAUUCAUUUGCUAUAGACUUUUUCUCAGAUUUUGACUUUUCUGCUGGAAUUUAUCUAUCAGCUAAAUUGAUGUCUAAAUAUAAUAAAUCUGUAUAUUUAUAUGAAUUUGCUUAUGAAGGCAAUUUGGCUAUGACUAAGUUGCUAAAGACCCCUACUUAUAAAGGUACUUAUCAUGGGGACGACUGGGGAUACAUUGUGAAGUACGCUGAGCAACUUGCUGGCAUUCAGCCGUCGCGGGACGAUGAAGUAACUCGUCAAAGGCUACUCGCAUUCUUUACCAAUUUCAUCAAAUAUGGAAAACCAACUACGGAGGUGAAUGAAGUCAUCACCACGCACUGGGAGCCGGUUGAGUACUCCAACGUUAAGUACCUGGUGAUAGAUCAAGACCUAAAGAUGAAAAGCGAGCCUCUCAAAGAAAGAAUGCGGUUGUUUGAAGAAUUGUACGAGAAAUAUUUUGGGAAAUAAUUUAGUGUCUUAUUUCUUUUAUUUUUUCUAAAUUAAGAUUUAAAAUCAAAGUUGCAUGGUGUCCUUUAUAUAUUUAACAUACUAUAGUUGUUUUGAGUUGGUUUAAGUACAGUAAAUGAUUGUUCUGUGUUUGCAAUGA
Molecule: messenger RNA, 1783 nt
Organism: Amyelois transitella
Lineage: Eukaryota; Metazoa; Arthropoda; Insecta; Lepidoptera; Pyralidae
Product: esterase E4
Exons: 3
Coding region: 238-1644 (468 amino acids)
Source: RefSeq, a predicted model, not a curated record